AUGGUGGAUCCAGCCCUUGCACUAGUUGUAGCGGACCACUUCACAUUUUUCGGUCUUGUUGCCACACAUGCAGACACGGAAUUGCAAAGGAUUCUUUUGGAAGGGGCAGAUUCCGGCCGGGUGGUAGGCUGCAUUGCUCAACGCGAGUUGCGUGCCGAAGGAGCACCUUUUAAUACUGAAGCGCGUUACGAUGCUCAUGAAAAAUGCUUUUUUAUACGAGGCACUGGUAAAUUUGCUGUUGUGGCCGCAGAGUUUGCAGACUGGGCAAUUGUGUCUGCAACGUUGACUCUGCAUAAAAGUGACAAUCAGGGGACAUACUUAUUUUUAGUUCCGCUGCGCGAAGGCGGUCGCCUAAGGAAAUGUGUUUCCGUUUCACCAAUCACAUCUGAAAACGACACCUUGAGCAGCUGCGGGGUUUCUUUAAUUCACUUUGAGGAGGUGCGUGUCGAACCCAAUUAUUUACUUCAUCCGUUUACUGUAACGAAGGAUGGUAGGGUAAGUUAUGUAGAAGGAAAACAGACUGAUAUCAGCGUAUUAGAUGUGCUACAAACGCGAACAAGACUUGCAACUGGGGCUAUUUAUGUCGGACUUAUGAAAAAGUUACUCAGUGAUAUGGUGUAUUUUGUGUCACAAAAAGAGGUGGUUGGUCCAGAUUUUCGAAGAAAUUAUCCAUACUUCGGCAUUCAGCAUGUGCAGAGUGCAUUAGUUAGUUUAGUGGCCAAGGCGUACGUGUAUCUGAUAGGAUGGCAGCGGAUGCUUUCAAGUUUCACUGAUAUGUCGUCUAAGCUUCCUCGGUAUGAGGAUCACAUGAAGUUGACCGGCACAGUUCAUUUUCUUCAGGAAAUGCUUACAAAUUUGAAUACAUUUGCGCUUGAGUUUGUGGGUAUACACGCUAUUCUGUCCAGCUCUGUGAUUGAUAGUGCGUCUGCUGUGGUGCAGCUACGCAAGGAGGGACUGGACAAUUCAACCCUCAUUCGUGAAGUUGCCUUCAAAUGUGUUACAAAGAAUAUAGGUACCACGCACUGGGGCUGGUGGCUCACAAGUUUCCUUCAAUCCCUUCCUUCACUUGAUCGCCUUGUGAAGAAUCCAUUUUAUUCUCCUCGAAAUGCGGAGCUAGGUCGACAUUACAUCUUCUUUAGUCAUAAGCACUACGCUACUAAGCAUCGUUUGCGGUGGUCACGUGAACUAGAACGGCGCAGAGGUGGCAGCGAGCAUCAAUGGUAUGAUUGGGUCAUGUUUCAGCAUCGAGAAGUUGUACAUUGCGGAGAAGCUUUUAUGGAAAUGCAUUUCAUGGAUUGGAUAAUGAAUGAAACUCAAAACUGCACCGACCCACGUGGUCGAAAGCUUCUUCGCGACGUAGGAUGGAUCUACGCCCUCACACGACAAAUGGAUCGCCUUGACUUUAUUUUAUCGAAACAAAUGCUGAGCGAAGCCAAGGCCGUUGUGCUGGUUUCUCAUUUAGACAACCUCGUUACGGUAUUGGCACCUCAAUGUGUGAACAUGGUCGAUGCGAUGGGACUUCCAGACCCAUUUCGCGCACCGUAUGGGUUGAGUGAAAUGGAAUCAUACUGGACCAUUCCAGGUACUAAUGCUCACAUUCAGCGUGGCGAUAAGGUUGCUUUGCGUCAGCCGAAAUAUGAGGAAGGUGGCAGUACGAAAGCAGAACAGGAAACAGCCAGAGAAGAAGAGGCGGAGUUUGAUUUGUUUCAUGGCUUAGCAGAUCAUCCUUCCUACUCUAAAAAACGUAACUGA
Phytomonas sp. EM1 is the source of this 1752-nucleotide messenger RNA. The record is from the annotation of a GenBank genome assembly. Lineage: Eukaryota; Euglenozoa; Kinetoplastea; Trypanosomatida; Trypanosomatidae.